Molecule: messenger RNA, 1338 nt
Organism: Lolium rigidum
Lineage: Eukaryota; Viridiplantae; Streptophyta; Magnoliopsida; Poales; Poaceae
Product: 60 kDa jasmonate-induced protein-like
Exons: 3
Coding region: 264-1124 (286 amino acids)
Source: RefSeq, a predicted model, not a curated record
UCAGGUCCUCCCCUGCAUCCGCCACGGUCCACGCCUUCUUUCCCGGACCGUUGUCCUCUCCCGUCGCUUACAGCGGCCGCCGUCCAGUACCAAGCAUACAGGGACAUCAGAUUUCCGCCAUCAGACAUCUCAAAAAGCAUCUUGUCAAACAUUUCUGCCACUUUCAGAUAGUUGUCCAGCUCAAGAUCUUCCAAGUUCCAGCUCCUUGUCAAGCAGCUCCAGCCCAAACAAAGAGGGCCAUCUUGUUCAUCCCACGAGUCCCCAUGGCAGCUGCAACCGGCUACGAUGGCCCAAAUGAUGAGCAGCUGCAUGCGUACGCCGAACUAGACUACAUUGAUCUACCCAUCUACGGGGAAAAACUAGCGGAGGUUUUUGCCGUGCGUGUUCCUGGUGCUGCCACCUCCUCCCGAGGAAACAGGCCGCCACCAUGCGGCAUGAUCCAUGUCUUUGGCCGCAAUUUCUCUCAGUCUCUGAUCUUCAACAGGAGCCAUUGCGACGACCCCACCUCCCCACAUCCCUGUGAUAGCCAGGGUAAUCUUGUGUUGACUGGUCCAGAACGCACCAUCUCGUCAGAUGGACGUAUCUCUUUCCACAUCUAUCUCCAUGACAACAGCCGAGAAUUCUCUUCUGAAGAAAGCUGGGAGAAUGGUGUGGAUUUAGACCAGGAUAUACGCAUCUACGACAGGCCAAUAUCAGUGACAGUGAAUACUCCUUAUGGUCCUGCAGAGGUGAUCUACGCCAUCAUGAGCCAGGGAGUUGAAUGCAAAGUUGCAGUGACGCUUGCUCGUCAGGAUGGAGAAGAUCCUAUCAGCCUUUUCGGGAGAAUUGUUGCUCGCAGUGAGCUGUUUGAUAUCGGUUGUGUUCUUUUCUACAACGAACAUGUGAAGGGCAUAUGUGUAGGAUCAGGAGACCUGAUUCCGUUGGCUAGAAAUCUGCUUGUGGUGCCAUUGUACAAGCUACUGGUAAUUGAGCUGGAUCUGCAUUCUUAUUACGGUGACGAGAUUAUGAGAGAAACACUAGAGUUUCAUCCCUUCACCGAAGGCAAGCAAAUGGCACGUCUUAUCAGCAAGAGUGGUGCUGAAAUCGAAGUGACGAUCUCAUUGACACAAUACUUUUUUCUUUGACAUAUUGACACAAUACUUUAGGUAAUGUUCAUAGUCCCUUCUGUUUGUGCGCUUGUAUUUGUGUGAGUAAACAUAAGCUUUUCCUCUCAUAAUUCCUUCAAUAUCAGUCCAAAAGUAAAGCGGAAGCAAAAUAUCCUGUGGCUAAAUAUUUAUGUUGGUCUUGUAUCAGAUGGACGAGACCUUUUUUAUGAGUUGAACAAAAUUGUCAGUUCUC